GCCAGCCCAACCCCGCGCCUGCGCAGUGCCCCGUGCAUGUCGCCCAUGCCCGGCAGAGGGCGCUCUGCUUUGCGCGUGCGCAGUCUGCCACCCUGCGAGUACGCGGUUCGUACCCGGCCGCGCGGAAGCCCGUGCCUGCGCACUGCUCUGUGCCCGCGCCUAUGUCCCGCAGGGGGCGCGCAGCGGCGGUAGCCGAGCGAGGGCGCGGUGGCCUCUGACAGGAAUGGCUCUGAGCACGUGCGUUUCACAGCAGUGGAAGUCCUCACACCCGGAAAUUCGACUUUGGCCGUUUCUCCAUUUCUCCUUACGCACUGUCUUUCCUUGGACCCUCGUCACUCCUGGCACCGGGGGAAGCGCUUCCCCGCCUCUGGCCGGGCGCUGGGGCGCGACCGAAGGCGAGGCGGCGGCGAGGAACCUUCUGGAAUUCGGCCGUCGGGGCAGGCGUCGAGUUUACAGGAGAAGGCGCGGUGUCCCGGGAUGAGCGGAGUCGCCCUCAUUUUAGGCUAUCCUUCAGUGUCUUUGUUUGAACAUUAUAUAAUUGAUGAUCCCAAAGCUUUCUGCAUAUUGGCAGGAAUUGUUUUUGACCAUAACGUCAAUGACAGCAAUGGAUCUUUGCCACUUGUGGUUAAGUAUCAAUUGCGCUUCAGUUACUUUCAGAAGAAUUUUAUACCGGGGAAGAAUAUAUUUUUCCAAGAUGACAUAGAAGGCUGGUGCACAUCCUUUCUUUACCCUCUCAAUCCAUGCCAAGAACCCCGUGAAUUUCCAUUUGCUGAUGGGGGAAGUCCUGGAUACAACAAAGAAGGCUUCCUGGCCAUACAGUAUGCUGUGGAUAAAGCCAUCAUGUGGUACCAUGCUCACAGUGCAAUUACCAACAUGUUUGAGAAUCUCAAUGUACUUGUGAAGAGAUUCCCAUAUGGACCCUAUAUUGAGGACAGGUUCUUCCUAGUCCUUCAGAAUGAGUUUUCUCUGUUCUUCAUACUCAGCUUCAUGUGCAUUGAGCUCAUCAUCAUCAAUUCCAUUGUACUGGAGAAAGAGAAAAGACUGAAGGUAACCCCAGCUACUUCAGGUGUAUGCCUCUCCUGGGACAGGAAUGUGGGGAAGCUGCUAAUGAAAAAUGACCAGAAUAGGAAUGAAGCCAAAAGGAGGUUGCUUAGGUGUCCAAGCAACUUCCAAGCCCAUGCUGGAACUGCUGUAGGAGACAUCAUCUUCUCCUUCACCUACCUCCCAUACCCAUACCUCAUGUUCAGCUACAUCCAGAGAAGCUACUUCCAAAAGAUUGCCUGUUGCCUCUUCUCAAAUGUUGCCAUGGCACUGGGAGUCCGAUUCAUCACUAUGUUUGAGGCAAAAGGCACAGGCAUCCAAUGGAGGAAUAUGGGCAGUGUAUGUGGAGAAUUUAACUUCACUCAGGUGCUGCUGGACUCUUUCUUGUACUACUUAAUAGCCUGGUAUGUGGAGUCCAUCUUCCCAGGGAAGUAUGGUACACCCAAGCCUUGGUACUUCUUUGCUGUGCCCUCCUACUGGCAUGGAAAGCCUGUACCUGUUACCCAAUCAUUGCUGGACAUGAGGGUUCCUGUAAAAACUCCAAACAGCAAGUUCAUUGAGAAAGAGCCUACAGAUUUGAUCAAAGGAAUUGAAAUUCAGCAUCUAUAUAAGGUCUUAUUCCCCCUACAAGUGGAUGUGCAUAUGUCAAUGGAUAUGAGAUUCCACAAGAGAUGUUUCACAUUAGGAAGAGCCUGGGCUGGUGCCCCCAACAUGGUGUCUUAUUUGAUAAGUUAACAGUAGCAGAACAUCUUUCUUUCUAUGGUCAGCUGAAGGGCCUGUCACGCCGGAAGUGCCCUGAAGAAGUCAAGCAGAUGCUGCAUGUCAUCGGCCUGGAGGACAAGUGGAACUCACGGAGCCGCUUCCUGAGUGGGGGCAUGAGGCACAAGCUCUCCAUCGGCAUUGCCCUCAUCGCAGGCUCCAAGGUGCGGCAGUGGGACUGGAGGCAGUGGGCUCCCCUCCUGCUCGACCUGGGACUAUAGGCGCCUGCCACCACGCCUGCUAAUUUUUUGUAUUUUUAGUAGAGAUGGGAUUUCACCGUGUUAGCCAGGAUGGUCUCGAUCUCCUGACCUUGUGAUCUGCCCGCCUCGGUCUCCCAUAGUGCUGGGAUUACAGGCGUGAGCCACCACGCCUGGCCUACUUUCUAUUUCUUUUUUAAAAAAAUGGCUGGGUGCAGUGGCUCAUGCCUGUAAUCCUAGCACUUUGGGAAGCCAAGGCGAGUGGAUCACCUGAGGUCAAGAGUUUGAGACCAGCCUGGCCAACAUGGUGAAACCUCAUGUCUACUAAAAAUACAAAAAUUAGCCAGGCAUGGCGGCAGCCAUCUGUAAUCUCAGCUACUUGGGAGGCUGAGGCAGGAGAAUCGCUUGAACCCAGGAGGUGGAGGUUGCAGUGAGCCAAGAUCAUGCCAUGGCACUCCAGCCUGGGCUUCAGAGAAAGACCCUGUCUGAAAAAAGAAUAAAAAAUAAAAAU
This is a messenger RNA of Pongo pygmaeus (Bornean orangutan), 2508 nucleotides long. RefSeq names its product ATP-binding cassette sub-family A member 17-like. Gene Ontology annotation, biological process: lipid transport; transmembrane transport. The record is from RefSeq and is a predicted model, not a curated record. The transcript is spliced from 9 exons. Bases 478 to 1776 code for a protein of 432 amino acids. Gene Ontology annotation, molecular function: lipid carrier activity; ABC-type transporter activity. Lineage: Eukaryota; Metazoa; Chordata; Mammalia; Primates; Hominidae. Gene Ontology annotation, cellular component: membrane; intracellular membrane-bounded organelle.